UUCCAGCCCGAAACAUGGCUAGAAGUGGCCAACCUAUCACCUGUUAAAUAUUUUAAAUUUGAUAGAAGAAGUCUCUUAUUUGUUGAAGCCAACGAUGGGAUGGCAAGGGUUUGAAUUUUUUAGCUUUUUGUUCUCCAAAUUACAGGUUUGUCUCGAAAAGAUAUCGACGAAGCUCCCCAUCUUUGCAUUGUACAUUAAUCAACGCGUGUUGGCGAAGCAAUAGAUUUUUCCACGCUUAAAUUGGGCAAAAAGAGUUAAAUUUUGAACUACCUAAACCAUUAGGUAGUAAAUCAUUGUUUUGGUGCUAAACUAAUGCAAAUUUGAGACCUGAGAAGCUUAAAUUUGAGUUUAUUGGCGAGCUGAAAUUUGUAGAAUUGCGUUACAAUUUUGUCAGAAAUGGCAACACGAAAUCGAACGGUAUUGUUUAAGAAGUACAGGGAUGCAUUGCGCGACGUUAAAAAGCCUUCAUCGUCUUCGGAAGCGUCGACGUCGACAUCUGGAUAUGGUGGGAGAGGCCCUGUUAUUCAGUUGUCAACUGCCCCUUUUUUGCAACAGCAGGCUCAUAUUUAUACACCCCUCAGCACAGAUGAUGCGGAUACAAACAGAGGAGAUGCUGUAACUAUUGGCCUACCGCCAGCAUGGGUGGAUAUAUCAGAAGAGAUAGCAACUAACAUGCAACGGGCACGUAGUAAAAUUGCUGUGCUGGCAAAGUCUUAUGCUAAGGCAUUGAUGCCAACAUUUGGGGACACGACAGCAGAUCAGCAUGCAAUUGAAGAACUGACCCAAGAGAUAACACGCUUGCUGAAAAGAAGUGAGCAGAUGCUACAAAAGCUUUCAGGGCGAAGCCUAUCUGAGGAUGCAAAUGUUCAGAAGAAUGUUCAGAGAUCUCUUGCCACUGAUCUUCAGGCACUUUCAAUGGAGUUUCGUAAACAACAAAAUGCUUAUCUACAGCGCUUACGGCAGCAAAAAGAUGGAUCAGAUGAAGUUGACAUGGGCAUGAAUCUGAAUGAUCCAAAAACUAGAUAUGAGGAUGAUGAAUCUUUUGACUCGUCUUUCAGUACACAGCAGCUAGCCAGGAUGAAGAAAACAGAAGUACUAACAGCUGAAAGGGAAAGGGAAAUUCUUCAGAUUGUUGAAUCAGUAAAUCAGCUGCAGCAAAUAAUGAAAGACCUAUCGACUCUUGUCAUUGAUCAGGGAACUAUAGUUGAUCGAAUUGAUUACAAUAUUCAGAAUGUUGCAGCCUCAGUUGAUAAGGGUGUUAAAGAAUUAGAGAAGGCAGAGAGAACCCAGAAGCAGGGAGGCAUGGUUAUGUGUGCUACAGCACUUGUAUUCAUGUGCCUUUUCAUGCUUUUCGUGUUUAUCAUCAAAGAAAUAUUCUUCUAAUAUUUGAAGUAGGAUUUCCUGGUUCUUCACCAGUUACUACAGGCUGGUUUCUACUCGGUAAUUUUAUCCUGUUGAGAAAUUUUUGACUGUAGGCAUUGAGCAUAUGCAGGUUUCAAGUGUUGCAUAUAUAUGCCAAGUUGAUCACGCUGUAUGUAGUUGGAAGACUAUUUAUUGGUUUGUUUUAUUGCCUCCUCCCACCUUCUUGAUCUGUCAAACAUGCAGUUCUAACCUACACUUAGAAUUACUUGUUUCUACAAAAUUGUAUCUGGCUAUGGCUUCUCUCAGAGGUGGAUUUAUGUAGAUGGUUCACAGGUACUCUUGCAUUCCUACGGUUAUGUAGUAUCAACAGGCGAAUGGUAUGCUUUUGCAAGCUUUGUAUUACUUUUCCAUCCUGUGACAGAGAUUUAUAACCAAUAAAAAGGGCUUCAGCAGUAAUCAUCUCCAUUCUCAAAUCCUGAGAAGCAACCAUUUUUUUCCAGAAUAUUAAUAAAGAAAUCAUUUGGGCUAAA
This is a messenger RNA of Cryptomeria japonica (Japanese cedar), 1892 nucleotides long. RefSeq names its product tlg2p-like protein a. Lineage: Eukaryota; Viridiplantae; Streptophyta; Pinopsida; Cupressales; Cupressaceae. The transcript is spliced from 8 exons. The record is from RefSeq and is a predicted model, not a curated record. Gene Ontology annotation, molecular function: SNARE binding; SNAP receptor activity. Gene Ontology annotation, cellular component: endomembrane system; SNARE complex; membrane. Gene Ontology annotation, biological process: vesicle-mediated transport; intracellular protein transport; vesicle fusion. Bases 397 to 1383 code for a protein of 328 amino acids.